Solanum lycopersicum (tomato) is the source of this 2118-nucleotide messenger RNA. Its product is annotated as probable E3 ubiquitin-protein ligase ARI2. Gene Ontology annotation, biological process: protein polyubiquitination; ubiquitin-dependent protein catabolic process; positive regulation of proteasomal ubiquitin-dependent protein catabolic process. Gene Ontology annotation, molecular function: zinc ion binding; ubiquitin conjugating enzyme binding; ubiquitin protein ligase activity. Lineage: Eukaryota; Viridiplantae; Streptophyta; Magnoliopsida; Solanales; Solanaceae. The record is from RefSeq and is a predicted model, not a curated record. Gene Ontology annotation, cellular component: ubiquitin ligase complex; cytoplasm.
GAGACUAUUAUUGACAAAGGUGUAUAGGAGUAAGCACAGUAUAGUGAACCAAUAUUUUGACAGAAUUUCACUCCGAUCAAAACUCUCCAAAAAAAAAUCCAAAAAUCUUCCUUCCCCACGAAGGAAUUUCAAGAAUCGACAAACCUAGGGAUCAUCAAAGCGUAAAAUUGCUAACUUUUUUGGGGUUUUUCGAUUUUUCUCUGUGGGGGGUUUUAGUGUAUGUGAAAAAUUAUGGAGGAUUAUAGCUAUGGGAGCAGCGAUGAUGAUGAAUGGGACAAUCAACAGUGCAAUAAUGACGAUGAAGACGAUGAUGAUGGUGAAUUUCUUGAUGGGUUUACGGAAAUUGAACAAGAGAGAAACGGAAUCUCUGGAAAGGGUCCUUCAUGCAAGGUAAUCAGGAAAGAGACUCUUUUAGCUGCACAGAAAGAAGACUUGCAAAGAGUGAUGGACUUGCUAUCUCUGAAGGAACAUCAUGCUCGAAGCUUGCUUAUUCAUUACCGAUGGGAAGUUGACAAGGUCUUUGCGGUUCUUGUUGAGAGAGGGACAGAAAUGUUAUAUGCUGAAGCGGGUGUGACACUGGAAGGGAAAGAGGAACAUACUUCCACUCUGUCGACAUCUGAAGUGACGUGUCAAAUUUGCUUCGAAGAUGCCCCUGUUGAGAAGACCACUGUAAUGGACUGCAACCAUAUAUUUUGCAAUGAAUGUUGGACAACUCAUUUCAUUGUAAAAAUAAAUGAGGGUCAGAGUAAACAAGUAACUUGCAUGGCCCAAAAGUGCAAUGUGAUCUGUGAUGAAGGAAAGAUUAGGGAUCUCGUCACUGCAAGAGAUCCUGCUUUAGCAGAGAAAUUUGAUCGUUUUCUGUUAGAGUCAUAUAUUGAUGAUAACAAGAGGGUUAAAUGGUGCCCUAGUGUUCCUCAUUGUGGAAAUGCAAUUCGUAUUGAGGAUGAUGAUUACUGCUGUGAAGUUGAAUGUGCAUGUGGUGUACAGUUCUGUUUUAAUUGUUUAUCAGAAGCGCACUCACCUUGUUCAUGUCUGAUGUGGAAACUUUGGAUGAAGAAGUGCAAGAACGAUGGGAAGACAGUAACGUGGAUAAGUGAAAAUGCCAAACAUUGCCCAAACUGUCACAAUGCCGUGGAGAAGAAUGGGGGAUGCAACCUUGUAAGAUGUAGAUGUGGACAGCCGUUUUGUUGGUUGUGCGGUGGAGCUACUGGCUUAGACCACACAUGGAGUAGCAUUCGAGGUCACACUUGUGGCAUUUAUAAGGAAGGGGAAGAGGAUAAGUCGACGACUGUCAGAAAUGAUCUCUUGCGCUAUACUCAUUAUUAUGAGCGCUAUAUGGUUCAUCGUGAUUCGUUGGAGGCUGAAGCAAACAUGAAGCAAAAACUAAAGUUUGAAGUGUUGAAACUCGAAGCAAGGGAAUUGCUAUCAAAGGACUUCAGCUGGGUAGAAAAUGGAUGUAAUAGACUCCUUGAAUUGAGGCGAAUUCUCUCCUGUUCCUAUCCAGUUUCAUUUUACGUUUUUGAUCAGACGCUGUUCAAGGAUGAAAUGACACAAAAAGAUAGGGAAAUAAAGAAGAACCUUUUUGAAAACCUGCAGCAGCAACUUGAAAUAAACGUUGAGAGACUUUCGAUGUUCUUGGAAGAACCAUUUGCUAAAUAUCCUGAAGAUAAACUUUUGGAGACUAGAACGAAGAUCAUCACUCUCUCCGUACUAACAGACAACCUCUGCAAAGAGUUGUACGAUUGCAUUGACAACGAUUUACUGCUUCCUCUACAGCAGGCGAAUCAUACCAUAGCUCAUUAUAGAUCCGAGGGAGUGGCGAAAGCAUCAGAACUUCCUAAUUGACAUUCCACCAACACUAGGCAUGUGAGCACUCUCAAUCAGAGGCAAGAAAAGAUGCACAUUCCUUUUCUCAUGAGCUGAUCUACAAUUUUAUGCUAGAGGGUUUGAUUACUACAGCAUCUAAUAUUCUUUUGCUACACUUGAUAUGAAUUUAGUCUAGAUUCUUAACUACAUAUAGUUUGAGUUGAAGACAAUGUAUGAACAUUGGUUUUCGUUUGGCCAUAUCAUAUCAUAUAUUAUUAUAAGUGGGAAGAUUCAAACUGCAAAGUUGAAUUA